UGCAUGAUACAAAUUUUAGUGAGUUCAUAAAUUUCACAUGAAGCGGUUGUGUUUUUCAAGUUCAUAGUUCAAGAAAUGGCGUUCUCGGUUGUUCAAACCAGAAAAACUAAAAAAAGCAAGCCAACUCUUACAAUUGUUCCAGCAAAAUGGGUGGAUAACGAAAUUGUUUUGUGGCCACCGUCUAAUUUCAUUUCGCUGUCGACCGAUGUAAACAGUACUCCGGAUGUUUGUUCUUGGUUGACACAACCAUGCAAGACUGUCGGCCGGGCAAAAACUUACCGAGAAGCCGAAGAUAUCGUGAACAAACUCGAAAUGUUAACCGACUCUGAGGACGCCGUGGAAAUGACAAAAGGAACACGAGGAAAACCAGCCAAAAAAAAGGCCAAAUUUCAGUCAAAAUGUUACAGUUUGGCACCGCCUCAAAUGAAGACAAUUAUGACUGAAAAUUGUCCUCCCAGUAUUGCACAUCCAUCAUUGGGAGCUGUUUCUUCGGUGGCCACUGUCCCAAACUUUGUUUCGGUUAAUCACUCACCGACUCCCCUCUCGGCAGGGAAUAAUGACACUGUAGCACUUAUCAAUUCAACUAGUGCGCUUAAAAAACAUCUUAAAAUGGGUGGAACAGCGGUUAUGCACAAAACAUUCAAUCGGGUUGACACCGAUCGUACACUGCUUCCACAGCAAGUUACACAUCAAUCGAUUCAGCUCGCCAGUUCAAAUUCCUCAGUUCCUCAAAAUACAACUUCCGUUCUGAAUGAUCACCAAAGUACUCACCAAGAAAAUGCAUCGCCAAUAAUAACAGAGCGAUUGCCUUAUUCGCCAAACGAAAUGCCAUUUGAACAGGAACAAGAUGAUCCCGGCUUGCCUGGCCAACAGCUGUUAUCGGUACACACUAAUGAGGUGACUAAUAUCGACACUAAUAUGGCUCAGCAGACGAACAUUGUGUGUAGUGAUGAUGGGCGGAAAUAUUUUGUAUUGGGAAACGGUUGCUACAUGGAGAUGCAUGAACAAUCAGACGUUGUCGAUCCACAUGCUCCCGCCAGUCCAGACAUCGACUUGGAAUGUGGUGGAGUUUCCGAUCCGAAGUUAGAGACGAACGAGAAAAAAGGGUCUGACAAUACUACCAGAGAGAUCAUGGUUAAGCUGCAAAAUAUCCAUGCCAGGCUCGACAGAAUUGAAGCACGAUUGGAUAGAAUCUUCCUAUUCAUGGCAAAUUUUGAGAAGCUCAUGUCUGCGAAAAACUCAACGCCGCCACCUACAGAGAAAGGGCGCAAAACAGAAGAUUUUGGUGAAUACAUGAAGCUAUGUCCAGUGACAAGUGAACAAGAAUUGCUGAUUGUGGAGAACAAUUUGAAAAAUCAAGAUUAUUCUGACAAAUUCUUUCGAUUUUUCCACGGUGAGUACAAUCUGAACGGCAAGCGUGAGGGAAAGUCUUUCUUCAAAACGGCGGUUCGGAGAAUGAUUGUACCAACAGUGUUGACACCUUUCUCAUGGAAGGGAAAGUCCCGGAAGUCAAAUGACACUGAGGAGUUCAUACCCAACCGUAAUUUUAAAAAUACGUUUCCGUGCUUGGUGCAGUUUGUACAUCGAGUUGUGAAUGCCGCCGACAUGGACCAUACAGCAGAAGAUACUGCAACGUGCUUCAGUACUUUCUUGCGACAGAAGAACGUGGAAAUUCAGCGCUUCAUGAUGGGGUCUCAGAGUAAGCAGAACGCCUGUACGCGUAAACGGAAAACUGGUGCGAAAACAUGUGAGGCACCGAACCUUAAGCAAGAACAAGAGGAAUACAUAGUGGAGGAAUUUUUGGACGACGAUGUCGCUGAAGAAGUUGUAUACGAAGAAUUUUAACGUGAUGAAUUGUCAUGGAGGGAAAUGUUUUCUUUAAGUUUUUCCAUUGAUGUUGUAUGCGUAUAGAUUUAAGUUACAAAUUUGAAACAAUGUUUUGUUUUUUUUUCCUUUUUAUUUUAUUAUCUCACUUGUAGAGCAGCUGCUUAUAUUUUUAUAAUAAAGUAUGAAUCAGAGGCAAUAACACAGACUUUGGUAAUUUAUUAUCCUGACAGUCAAUUUUUACCAUUUUGCAUAAAA
Molecule: messenger RNA, 2082 nt
Organism: Armigeres subalbatus
Lineage: Eukaryota; Metazoa; Arthropoda; Insecta; Diptera; Culicidae
Exons: 3
Coding region: 76-1845 (589 amino acids)
Source: RefSeq, a predicted model, not a curated record